AUGGCGACAAUACCGGCUCUCGAAGCGGCAAAUAGCGUCUUGCACCCUCCAUCCGACGAAGAAACACUCGAGAUGUUUACCCCAGAGGACGAUAUAUCCCGAGAAGUGGACGAAUACAUCAAGAAUCACCCCUUAGCAGUGGAGUUACGAUCCAAGCCAGAAUAUUCCGAAUCAAGGCCGCAUUUGAAGAUUCCCGAGGCGCAGAGGGCCCACAAUCUUACUGGUGGUACUCUUAUGGGACCAGGAAAGUUUGUCGUCCCCCCUUUCGUGUGGAGUGAGAAGGGAGGAAAGUCGCUUGUUUCUAUCACAUACCUGGGGACGGAUCUGUGCGGCCAUCCUGGAGUCAUCCAUGGGGGCCUUCUCGCCACCAUAUUAGACGAGGGCCUUGCGAGGUGUUGCUUCGCUGCUUUGCCAAAUAAAAUUGGAAUGACAGCGAAUCUAAACAUUAACUACCGGGCUCCUGCUCCUGCGGGUGCUUUCGUCGUGCUUCGAGCGAAGACCACCAAGGUUGAAGGUCGCAAGGCGUGGGUCGAAGGGCACAUUGAGACCCUCGUGGCGGAGGGAGAAAAACCCACCGUUCUAGUUGAGGCAUCCGCCCUCUUCAUAGAACCAAGGCAAGCAGCUGUACUCAAUAUUACCUGGCACCCGUCUCUCUCGCGACGUGAGCGCAACGAAUUACGAAAGCAACGAGGAUUCACAAUUUGGUUCACUGGUCUCUCAGCAUCAGGAAAGUCAACCAUCGCAACAGCCCUUGAACAACACCUUCUCCAUCUCGGCUUGGCUGCUUAUCGUCUGGAUGGUGACAAUGUGCGGUUUGGUCUGAACAAAGACCUUGGUUUCUCCGAGAAGGACCGCAAUGAAAACAUCAGAAGAAUAGCAGAGGUUGCGAAACUCUUUGCCGACUCGUCAACGAUUGCUCUCACAUCCUUCAUUUCUCCAUACCGAGCGGAUCGCCAGAUUGCCCGUGAACUCCAUGCGGCUAGCAGCCACGGCGAAGACGAGCCCAUCCCUUUCAUCGAAGUCUUCGUCGAUAUUCCUGUCGAGGUAGCAGAACAGCGCGACCCUAAGGGUUUGUACAAGAAAGCCAGAGCGGGAGAGAUCCCGAAUUUUACCGGAAUAUCUGCGCCGUACGAGGCGCCCGAGAACCCCGAGAUCCAUGUAAGGACCGAUCAGCUCACGGUAGAGGAAUGUGUGGGCAAAAUCACUGCGUACCUACAGUCGAAGAAUCUGGUAUAG
This is a messenger RNA of Amorphotheca resinae ATCC 22711, 1236 nucleotides long. RefSeq lists its product as hypothetical. The coding region runs from base 1 to 1236 and encodes 411 amino acids. Gene Ontology annotation, biological process: sulfate assimilation. NCBI's taxonomy places the organism in Eukaryota, Fungi, Ascomycota, Leotiomycetes, Helotiales, Amorphothecaceae. Gene Ontology annotation, molecular function: ATP binding; adenylylsulfate kinase activity. The transcript is spliced from 4 exons. The record is from RefSeq and is a predicted model, not a curated record.